AUGCUUCAGUUUGACUUGCCGCACCACGUUGAACCAGAGAAGAUCGAAAAGCCAAAGUUGCAAACCGAUUGCAAACCAGGUCAUGGGCUGGGGUAUGGACUUUCGCAGAUAAAGUUGCCGGAUGCUGUGCAGAAGUGCGAGGGAGGCAAACGUGUGCGCGGCAGGGAGCAGCGCAGAAGGCAAUUGCAGGAUUUUCUUGACUCCCACGAUUUCUCUGACGAUGUCUGCUCUCCGCGGAUUACACAAGGCGGCUGCUUUCUCUUCCCGGGGCCGCGCGUAUAUCCGAUUCACGUUGCCGCACACCUCGGCGACCAUGAAAUCGUUCAUUUGCUACUGCAGGCCAAGGCGGACCCUCGCCAGCCAACAUCCCGAGGACGUACGGCAGAAGAAAUCGCCCUCGAGGCAGACAGGUCUGGAUCGCAUCGCGAGGUUCUAGAGCUGCUGCAGAGUCGAGUUCAUGUAGUGAACUUUCGUGAGGCACUGGACUUGAUGCAGCAAAAUGACCAAGACAGGGGCCAAGCGCAGAGCCCGCAGAGCUGA
Messenger RNA from Symbiodinium pilosum, 540 nucleotides. The record is from the annotation of a GenBank genome assembly. Lineage: Eukaryota; Dinophyceae; Suessiales; Symbiodiniaceae.